Ziziphus jujuba (common jujube) is the source of this 2106-nucleotide messenger RNA. RefSeq lists its product as uncharacterized. Lineage: Eukaryota; Viridiplantae; Streptophyta; Magnoliopsida; Rosales; Rhamnaceae. The transcript has 14 exons. The coding region runs from base 175 to 1926 and encodes 583 amino acids. Gene Ontology annotation, cellular component: proteasome regulatory particle, base subcomplex. Gene Ontology annotation, biological process: proteasome-mediated ubiquitin-dependent protein catabolic process. Gene Ontology annotation, molecular function: ATP hydrolysis activity; ATP binding; proteasome-activating activity. The record is from RefSeq and is a predicted model, not a curated record.
AGAGACUUUUUUUAAUUUUUCGUUGAGAAGACGCUAGACUUGAUCAGCAAGCAUUUUGCGGAAAGUAUUGGAAGUCGGCGGUUUUUGACAUUCCGCGCCACUCUUGAGCAUAAAAACAAACACUUGGCGUGAGAAAUCAAAGUUGCAGUAUAGUCUAAGGAGCAGAGACAAACCAUGGCCAUGAUAGGGAGGAUAGCCAGAACAGCUCGUCGAUUCCCAACAACCACCACCGCCUUUUCUAAAACCCCAAACCCUACGCUUGCUCGCUUAGUGAACGUCCCAAUUUCGCAAAGUUUCCAUCACCAGUCUACUGAGGAUCAGCUUCAUUCCAUUAUACCUAGAAUUCAGGGGUCAAAGUCGGUGCCCAACAGUUCUGGACUACAUUUUGUAUAUCCAGCUGUUUUAGCUAGUUUGUUUGGAGUUGCUGGGUUUCAAAUAGCAUAUUCAGAUGCUGACAGGGCUGCUGUCAAACCUUAUUUACCAUCAGAAUCUCCUGCAAGUAAUGUGGACAUGGAGGAAACAGCCAGGAGAGAAAGACUGCGAAUUGAAGAGUUGCUCAAAAGUAAAGGAGUGCAAUAUGGAUCUUAUCCCCGCUUUAGUGUUUCUAUUAAGGGCCAGAAGGUCACCUUCAAAUUCCAAGUUCCUCCCGCAUGUGAAGUUUCACAGCUGAUUGCAAACCUUGUUUCACAUCUUGGAUUGAAAGUUGAAGACCAUGGUGGUGGUUCAGAUAUGCUAUUGCGUGCAUGGGACAGUUCAGUUGCUUGGCAACUGACACUUACUCACCCAGAAAAACAGAAGAAAGCUGAGGGGAAACAAGGGGAAGGAGAUCUAUGCAUCCUCAUAUUUCAAUCACUCAUAAGCUCUGAAAAAGCUGAAAUUGAAUUCAUAAAGCAGGGAAGCCUGAGCAUAGAAGAGCUUGAUGCUUUGGUGUCUGUUUUGCAAUUAGCGGGAAAAAAGUUGGGACAAAAUAAGACUUUGGAAAAGAAGCAAAUGCCAACUGCAGAAAAAUCAAUUGCUAGUCUUGAGUCCAUGGGAGUGAGGGUUUAUGGACUUGAUGAACCUCUUUCAUAUUCCUCAGAAAAUGAAAUAUCAUGGGAAAAUAUUGCUGGGUAUUAUCAGCAAAAACGAGAAAUAGAAGAUACUAUACUUUUGGCUCUGCAUAAUCCUGAAGUUUAUGACAAUAUUGCCCGAGGGACUCGGCAUAAGUUUGAGUCAAACAGACCUCGAGCUGUACUAUUUGAAGGUCCACCAGGUACAGGGAAGACAUCUUGUGCUCGUGUCAUAGCUAAUCAAGCGGGUGUCCCGUUGCUAUACGUGCCUCUUGAGAUUGUCAUGUCAAAGUACUAUGGUGAGAGUGAACACUUAUUAGCUAAAGUGUUUUCACUUGCUAAUGAGCUUCCCAAUGGUGCUAUCAUUUUCCUAGAUGAGGUGGAUUCUUUGGCUGUUGCCCGUGAUGCUGAAAUUCAUGAAGCUACACGUAGAAUCUUAUCAGUGUUAUUGAGACAGAUUGAUGGAUUUGAACAGGAUAAGAAAGUGGUCGUAAUAGCUGCAACAAACAGAAAGCAAGACCUUGACCCUGCUUUAAUUAGUCGAUUCGAUUCAAUGAUAACAUUUGGCUUACCGGAUCAGCAAAACCGUCGGGAAAUAGCAGCCAAGUAUGCAAAACACCUGACAAAACUUGAAUUAGAUGAACUCGCUGCAGUCACAGAAGAAAUGUCAGGUAGGGAUAUAAGAGAUGUGUGCCAACAAGCUGAAAGAUCGUGGGCAUCUAAGAUAAUUCGAGGACAAGCAUCAAAAAAUGGAGAACAAGGCUUACUUCCACCUGUGAAAGAAUACAUAGAAAGCGCAAUAAAUAGACGUAAAGGUCUUCUGAGUAUUGCAGCCCAAAACAUCCCAAACAGGGCAGCUAAAAGCCAACUACUCUAAGGCCUUUUUGCAUACGGCCCAAAACUAAAAUUUAAUUCAUUGUUAAAUGUAUAAUUCUUCUUAUAUUUUUAUUUUUCUUUAAAUUUUGUUUAUUGUUCAUAUAAAGUACCAAGUAGAAUGGACUAUUUAGGUGCAUUUGGUACUGACAUUUAGAUGGUUCUUAUUUUUACAAAUUUUCCA